Molecule: messenger RNA, 1035 nt
Organism: Symbiodinium sp. CCMP2456
Lineage: Eukaryota; Dinophyceae; Suessiales; Symbiodiniaceae
Source: the annotation of a GenBank genome assembly
AUGGAAUCGCUGCCUCCACCGGCGCUGAGAGUUUGGAAGAUUUCCGGUGAUGAAGUGGCCACACUCUCGGCAGAGGAUGCCCUGGACCAGAGCAAUGUUCGGAGUUUGAAGAGGUAUCUUGCAAGGGAGCACGGGAUGCCAGGAUUCUGUCAGAGGCUGCUGCAGAACGGAUUGGAAUUGGACGAUCAGACUGUGCUCGAAUUCCCCAGUGAGCUGCAGCUGGUCAUGGUGCCUUCGCGUGUUGCCUCCUAUGCGGAAGAAUUGCAGCUGGCAAAUUCUAUUCGUUCACGAGACUUGCAGCAAGCUGAACUCAUUCUGGGGAAACCGUGCGAUCUGAAAAGAAGUGUUCUGAGGCCUAUUCUGAGCGCUGCAGCUGCUGCCGGACAUACAGACUGUGUCGAUCUACUCUUGUUUGCAAGUCCUCGCCCGGCUCUCGACAAUCUCGGCGAACCUUUACACAUGGGCUCGUAUGGAGGCUGCGUCGAUAUUGUGCGCCUGUUGCUGCAUGCUCGGGCAGACAAAGACACGCUAAUCUCCGGAGAGACACCUCUUUCCAAGUCGGCCGGCAGAGGUCACGUGGAAGUUCUUAGCUUGUUGCUGGAGGCAGGUGCCGACACGCAGAUGGGCUCCCCUCUGUGUUCCGCCUGUGCCAGCGGAGUCGCACAAGCUGUUCGAAUGUUGCUCAGCACAGGUGCUGACAAGAACAAAAGGGCGUCAGAUGGGCCACCUGUGUACAUAGCCUCUGAUAAAGGCUACACUGACAUAUUGAAAAUGCUCCUGGAAGCAAGGGCCAAUGCAAACGACACUUCAGGAGAUGACACGCCGCUUUACAGAGCCUCGUUCAGAGGCUAUGCAGUCACAGUCCGCCUGUUAUUGGAGGCCAUGGCGACUGUCAAUACACCCGUGCACGGCGAGACGCCCUGGGCGGCCGCAUGUUGGAGGGGUCACAGCAAGACAGUAAAGCUGCUUCUCAACGCGAAGGCAGACAAGGACACGAGCUCAGUACUUUGCCCGGCCAUUCGCAAUGGACACGCA